CUUAUUUUGCUCAUGAUAUCUGUAGCAUAGAAAAAAACACCAUAUGGACAUGUUUCCAAGUUUAAGAACUUGAUUUUCUACUUUUACGUCUCUACAGGAUGUUAAUACCAUCGCCAACUUUUCAAAUCAUAACACUGCGCUCUUACAGGUUCCUCAAGUCCAGGGGACACAAGCAGCGAGAGGAGCCUCUCCUCAUCAACCGCCACAACCUCCCUCCCACACAGACCACCAGCUGCUCAAUACAGAGCCACUGGGAGCUAUCCAGCAGCAGUCGCCCCACUCUGCGUCCCUCUCUCCUCCCCCAUGCAAGCAACCGUCACCCUACAUGCCGAGCCCUGGGUCCACUCACCCUGUCCAUCAUCCCUCUGCUUCUCCUUCAGCUGGGCUCCCACCUGCUCCCCCCAUUUCUUCCAUUAACUCCUUCCCACCUCCCCAUCCACCCGGCCCCACUUUCUCCGUCCCCACUGCCUCUGCUACCCCUCUGUCUGCAGCCAACAUGUCUGCAGCGUCUCCAGUGGCUCCCUCUUUCUCUGAUGCCACUCUGUCCUUCCCUGCUAACUCAGUAUCUGUCCCCACUUUCUCCUGCGCUCCUAACGCAGCACCUGUGUCUGUCUGCACCGUGUCAGGACCCAUUCACUCCUCUGUGUGUGUCGUCCCUUCAUCUGUUGCUCCUGUUGUCUCAGUAAACUCCUCCACUGAUCCUCCGCUGCGCUUCACCUUCGAUGAGAUGAUCUUACCAGACCUGUACGCGUCUUUCAAGUCUCUAUUCAAGACCAUGCGUGAGAGGGGAGGCUCACAGUGUAAGUACUCUUGACUGUAAAAGUACUCU
Plectropomus leopardus (leopard coralgrouper) is the source of this 829-nucleotide messenger RNA. The record is from RefSeq and is a predicted model, not a curated record. Lineage: Eukaryota; Metazoa; Chordata; Actinopteri; Perciformes; Serranidae.